Nannizzia gypsea CBS 118893 is the source of this 474-nucleotide messenger RNA. RefSeq lists its product as hypothetical. The transcript has a single exon. Lineage: Eukaryota; Fungi; Ascomycota; Eurotiomycetes; Onygenales; Arthrodermataceae. Bases 1 to 474 code for a protein of 157 amino acids. The record is from RefSeq and is a predicted model, not a curated record.
AUGGCACCAGCAGCCGCAGCGUCGAGCCAGGCGUCGUCUCCAAGCUCCCGUAAAGGCGGAAAGACAAGAGUUUUCUGGCGUCGAGUCUUACCUAAGCAAAAGAGGCUGACGACGCUGACGGCCCAAAGCGGACUAGCGCACCCAGGGGCCUCGUCACCGUCCGCGUAUCGGCCGUACCGCGUGUACCGUCAGGAACCACCUCCACGCAGCAUUACGAGGCCCGUAAGUUGGUAUUUCGCAUACCGCGUACGCUCUUCAGUCUUGUCGUUUCUGCCACUUGACGCCGCUUUUUCCUUCUUCUUCUUUUUCGGCUUCGACUUCGACUUCGACUUCGACUUCGACUUCGACUUUUAUAUCAACUUCGAGACGAGACGCAAGAAGAGCAAGAGAAGAGAGAGAGAGAGAAGAAACGAGAGUGCAGCGUUUAGUGACGAAGAAGAAACGACGAGGUUAGAGCAAAGGGCGACCAUUUGA